GGGUGGCACGUGCCCAGCGUGGCUGUGGAGGGCGGGAGAGUGCUGUUGGCUGGGGAGGCGGCACAUGGGUGAGUGCCCACCAGGGAGGUGGGGCCGGGAGGCCUGGGCCUCGGGCACUCUCUGCCCUUUGCAUCCUCUCCUGUGAGCCUGGGGUUAUGCUGUAACGGGAGCCAGAGAGGCUGGGUGCUGGCCCACCCUGUCCUGGGGAGCUCGUCCUGCCUCUGUGUUUCAUUUUUUGGUUUAUGUAACAUUUUUCUUCAUUGUUGAAAGAGAGACUAUAAGAGUCAAGUCACAUGCUUCACCUUCAGUGAGGAAAAGUAGCACUGAAGCUUCCACCCCUUCCCGCAGGGGCCUGUGUGCUGGACCCGGACCCUCAUGUCUUCCUUUCUUUGUCCGAAACAAAAAUGGGCUCUUCCUCUUUUCUGGGUCGUGCCUGAUGGCACCACCUGCAGGCCCUGCAUUUGGACACAGCCCUCCUGUGGACAGAACUGGACUCCAGUUUCUCUCUCCUUUCUGUGAGUGGUGGUCCACUCCACGCCACUGCGGUGCUUGGGGCAGAGCAGCAGGGCCCACGCUGACCCCUCUCUCCGGUGCUUGUGUCUGAGAAGGGGCACCCAUCUCACCUCUGGCCUGAUAGGUUUCGCCCCUGUCUAAUUGUCCCCUUCCCCUACAGGGCGGGCGGGCGGGCAGGUGGGUGAGGGGCGGGUGCCGGUCUUUCCCUUCCCCCCCGCCACUCCAUCAGCGGCGUGUGGUUUCAGGUGCCUUGGGCUGCUCUGGUUAUUGGGAGGCAGAGUGUCCUAGUGUCCUAGUGACCAACCGUCUCCUGUGAUUGGCUCCCCGGGGCCUCAGGACGCCUUGCUUCUGAUUCAUGUGGUCACCGCUGAGCAGUGGGUAUUUUGGGUACUAAGGUGAUGCGGGGGGGGGGGGAGUGUCACAGUCAGACCCAGAGAGACCUAGAAAGCAGCCAGUACUUGGUACCUUCUGUUUGCACAACUGGAAGAUUCAGCUUCUCUGUGGUCACUUGGAGCAGAGCUUGCCACAGAAGUCUUUUUUCUGGUCACCUUGGUUCUGUUGAAAAUGAUUGCUCAAAUGGUACAUUCAGAAGUACUUGGGUCACUGCCCCCUGUUGGUGUGGACCCUCCUUUUGGACAGCCAGGAGGUGACUUUUCUGACCUUGCUAUGCCCAGGAGCAUCCAGGAGUGUCCAGGGGCUGGUGUCGGAUUCCCUGGGGAGUGCUGCAGCCUUCUGCCCACUCAGGACACUCUGGAGGUCAGCAUUGCCAUUUUAUAAGUGGGAAAUGCAGAGAGGUGACAUCAUGGGCCAGGGCCCUGCAGCUGGGAAUUGAGCCCAGGCCGUCUGGUUGAUAAGUGGCAGCCCUCUCUGCUUCGAAGCCCCUCGUGCUUCCGUGAAGGCACUGCCUCUGAGGAGGGUCCAGGUCGAUCCCCACACUCUGCUCCCAGGAGCACUCCUGAGGCCUCUAGUCCCUGAAGGGCCAAGGAGUGCACUUGUGGAGAAUGGGGGCCUAGACCAGGGUGCCAGGGAACCCUCUCAGGGCUGAUAGAGAGAGGGGCAUUCUCUAGGACUUGGGGACACGACCGGCCACUGCCAUGGGAAUGCAGUGCCACAGAGGCUGAGGCCAGUCUCCACCAGAGGGCACUGCUGGCUGUUUGGAGGGAGCGGGUGCUGGGCACAGCCACCCUGCAGGGUUCUGGCUGUGAGCACAGUGGUUGGGGACCACUCUGGAGCCCUGACACGUGAGUGUGACUCCCUCUGUGAGUCCCUCUGCCACUGUGGGGUCGAGCUGGUGAGCGCAGAGGAACACACCAGCUGCCUGGGGCAGAAUGGGAGUGGGGUGCCAGUGCUGCACAGGAGAACACACGAGUGCACACGCGCUUGAGGAGGCGGGUGUCCAGGACUGUCCCUUUACCAGCCGUGUGGUGCAGCCGUGGUAGGAGAGCUCGUGUGCCCCCUGAGUCAGCACCAGCUGACAGUAGAGCCUUCACCUCUGACGGCGAGGAAAGGUAUUGUCUCCAUCAGACCCCUCCGUCCUCUUUACUUUAACCUCCCUGCCCCACUGCUGCAGUCCCGUUUGAGGGCCUCCUGGCACCUGUCAGGACAAGGGCCUCUAAGCCCUGGAGGCAGGCAGUGCCUGCGCCUGGCACCAUGUCCAGCUUGUAAUGGGGGCCAGUGUUUGAGUACCUUUUCUGAAGGGGGCACCGGGAGGAGGUCUGCAUUUGCCCAAGAGUCAGCCCUGGGCUGUGGUCACUUGUUGAGGUCCCUCUAAAGGUAGUGCCCUGCUGAAGAGCUGCCGUCCACUGCUGUCCCCACUCUCACAUUGUGUGGGGACCUGGGGCCUGUCACUGCCGAGAUUGGGGCUCCCUGUGGCUCUCCCCAUCAGGGUGGGACUCUCUGAACCUCACAAGCUUGUUCCACGGUUAUUGCCAGCAGACUUGUGGCUGAGCUUGCAUGCUGGCAUGGAUUUGGGGCCCGCACACUCUGUGCUGCAGCUCAGAGCUCCUGCUUGGUGGGGCUCCUCAGGAGCCUGCUAUGUGAAGAGAGAAGCAGUGCGGGUGCUGUGCAGCAGCUGUCGGUGUGGGCCUCCGGAAGGGCAAGCCCGCGGCCUGCGGUGAUGAAAGGCUCUGCCAUGGUGCCCUUGCCAUUCCUGGGUGCUCCUGUCCCGCCGGCACGCCAUAGAGCAGAGAGACAGGGCUCUGGCUGACCGGCACCAGGGAGCCUGUGCUGGCCCUGCCUCCCGACCCCACCUGGGACAAGCAGCGGGGAGUUUUGAAGAGGCAGAAAGCCCCAGGAGCAGAGAGGACAGAGGAGUCGAGAGCAGACCCAUUUUGGAAGCUGGAAAGCUGAGGCUCAGGUGGAGUGAAUGCAAACGCAGGAAAGCUGAACUCUGACCAGCAGGGGAAGUGUUUUCACAGCGGAGCUGCGGGUGGUUCCAUGCGGAGUCUGGGAGCCCCCUGGAUGGAGGCUGGAGGUGUGUUCAGAAGCAGCUGUACACCCCCUUCACGUCCGAUCUAACUCUGGAGGAUGAGUCUGAGCGUGUGGGAUGGUAGCACUGUCCGCUGACACCCUGGCGCAGUGGAGGGUGUCACCCUGCACGUGAAGCCUUGACAGCUCUCCACGUCCACCGUGCGACAUCCCGUUCCUGCCUCUCCCACGUGGGUCCUCAGGACCCCAGCAGCUGAGAUCGACCCUCCAGGCAGAGAAUGGGAGAAAAAAAUCUUUGGACCUUGAGAAUGGGGAGCAGGGCCUGCCCCGUGUUCCCUGGUGUUCUGAAAUGUCACAGUUGUGUUCCCUGAUGUGGCCUCUUCAUUCAUUGACGUGGAUGUUGGGUGUGGGUGAGUCCCUUCAAUCUGGUAAGUCAUUUCCUGUGUUGCUGGGAAGGUGUUGAACAGAGCCAGACUCCCCCAGUGAACCCCCACCAAUGUGCACCUAGAGCCAUUAGUGAGCUCUGCGGUGCCCCCCAGCCACGUGUGAUGUGAGGGGCAGGGGUCACCAGAUAGACCAAAGCAGAUGAGAAAGCAGGAAGCCAGCCUAAUCCACAGUAAAGCAGAGCGUCUGUGAGUCUCUUCAGGGUCGUAGCGACCAUGAGAAGGAAGAGCAGACUUGUACAGCAAGGAGCGUCGGCCCGCGGCAGAGAGCGCCUGUGCAGGAGGGCCAGGCAGCAAGCAAGCAGUGGCCCAUGGUGCUGGGUGCCCUUCCAGCAGGCAGGCCACGGGCGUGGACGGCAGGAGUGCGAAGGCACAAAAACCGAGCGUCAGACGGGUCUCUGCAGCUUGGUAGGAGUUCCAGGAGGAGCAGGAAACAGAAGGGAGGAAAUUGUCAGAGGAACGCCACAGUUUCCAGAAUCACAGAUUAAAUCAGUUCACAUGGCGUCCAGCACAGCGAAUGAAAAGGCCACGGCAGAAGACACCAGGGAUAGAGCUUCCAGAGGGAACGGCAACACGCAAACCCUGUCGUCUGUUUUGUGCUGCUGAAACAGAAUACCCGACACUGGGUGGUUUACAGGGGACGGAGGUUCGUUUCUUAUAGUUUGGAACUCCAAGAUAGAGGGUCCCACGUCUGGCAAGGGCCAUUGUGCAGUGUCACCCUGUGGGGGAGGGCAGAAGGGAAGAGGUGGAGAUCACAGCCCGAAGCCCUUUCAGGACCGCAUAAUCCAUCCGGAGGGCAGAGCCUCAGCCGGCUCCUGAUCACCUCCCACCAGCUGCGGCACCACGUGCUUGUGGGGGCACGUUCAGACUGCAGCAGCAGCUCGUCUGCAGUGUACGGAGAAUCAGAAUGUCGCCUCCCACCUGGACACUAGAAGGUGUCUUCAGAAUGCUGUCAGAAAAGCGUUUCCAUGGUAGACUUUAGCAUCAGUUCACUCAUCAGUCAUGUGAGGGGUGGAUGAAAAUAUUUUCUGAUGUGUGAGUUCUGAAAAAGGUACUUCCCAAGUGCCCCUUCAGGAAGUUCUGAGAUGAGAGGAAGAGUCUAAGGCUGUGGAGAGAGGGGGCAGCGGGCGGCAGGCUGGGCGGGGGGCGGCAGGACCCUGUGUGUGGCUGUGCCAGCAGCAGGGAGUCAGAUGCGAUUCUCACCCCUGGUCUUCAGGAACUGCUUGGAGCCUGCCAGGGAGGCCCAGGGCCCUGUCCCAGCCGUGUUUUCGCUGGGGGCAGCCUUGCCUCAGGCCCGUCUAGGGUCUUCCACAUUCUGACGGGCUGUGCCUGCCUUCAUCGUGAGCAACUUGAGUGAUAGCACCUUGCCUCAGACUGGCAGAGUGGCGCCAGUGGCCUGCAGUCUCAACACGCACGUGAGUUCAUGGCACCUGCCUGCGCUUUUUAUUCUCCCCUGUUCUACAUGCAGUGUCUACUUGUUAAGGACAUUUUGAGGGGAAAACCGGUUUACUUCUUAAAACAGAGGGAAAUUCAACCUUAGCCCUGUGUUCCAUCCUGAAGAAAGUUCUAAUGACAGAGUGAGUCAUCCCGGCUCCGAUGCUGCCACCUGAUGGGGCGGCCGCCAAGCGCCCCAGGCCGUCUCCUCAGUUGUCGCCCUGUUUGUGCCUCAGCGGCUUCUGCUUGGAUUGGACAAGUUGCGUGUGUGAGCAGCUGUUUUUUUGUGAUACAGGAUCUUGCACACCCACGGUGGGGAGGUACAUCCAGGAGGCCAGCAGCUUCAGACAGCACCAGGAGGCAAGGCUGGCGAUGUGCCAGGCUGUCUCCUGCAGUGUGAAGAGUCAUGAUUCCCAGUGAUAGAAGCGUCCCAGGAACUUCAGCCUCCUGAGUAGCUGGGGCCACAGGGGCACGCCACCGCACCUGGCUGAUCUUUACAUUUUUUGUGGAGAUGGGGUCUCACUGUGUUGCCCAGGCUGGUCUUGACAUAGGCUAAGAGCUCCUCCUGCCUCAGCCUCCCAAAGUGCUGGGAUUACAGGCGUGAACUACCAUGCUCCGGCUGGAGGCAGCUGUAUUGAAGGCAUCAUUCACAUACGGCAGAAUUCUGUGAUUUCAAGCAUACAAUUGAGUGAGUUUUGGCGAACCUAUAGGUCUGUAUGGGCAGUGCCUGUAGCCUGUGCCAUCCUCAGGAAAGCCCCUCAUCUGCCCAGAGGUUUUACCUCUCUAGAACACGGGGCGAUGCCCCCCAGCCCCACUGACUUCCACAUGGCUCUCUCCAUUCUAGAACAUGGGGCGAUGCCCCCCUAGUCCCACUGCCUUCUGCGUGGCUCUCUCUGUUCUAGAAUGUGGGGCGGAUGUCCCCCGCUGUCUUCUGUGUGGCACACUCCAUUCCAGAACGUGAGGUGGAUGCUCCCUGUGGCCCUGCUGUCUUCUGCGUGGCACACUCCAUUCCAGAACGUGAGGCGGAUGCUCCCUGUGGCCCCGCUGUCUUCUCUGUGGCACACUCCAUUCCAGAACGUGAGGCGGAUGCUCCCUGUGGCCCUGCUGUCUUCUGCGUGGCUCUCUCUGUUCUAGAAUGUGGGGCGGAUGUCCCCCGCUGUCUUCUGUGUGGCACACUCCAUUCCAGAAUGUGAGGCGGAUGCUCCCUGUGGCCCUGCUGUCUUCUGCGUGGCUCUCUCUGUUCUAGAAUGUGGGGCGGAUGCACCCUAUGGCCCCGCUCUCUUCCAUGUGGCGUUCCCACCCUUCUGGGGAGUCUGCACGCCUUGUGUGCCGGUCAGUCCUCUUGGUGGUGGAGCUUAGUGCAGAUUCGGUGACUGACAUCUCCACUCCCCGCAGGGAGCAUCUGAGGCCCAGUUUUGAGCCGUCAUUACCAGAUUCCUUUGAUUCCUCACAACGGGCCUCCAGGUUCCAGCUGCCAGCACCGGCCCUGUUUUCAGCUCCCAGGACUGAACAGAAGAUCACCCACUGCCCCGUUUCCCACUCCCGCUUCUGCUCCUGUUGGACUGACAGACCCAGCAGGACACGGAGUGAAUGGCAUGGCUGGUUGAGGAAGUCUAAAGCCAAGCCCAAUGGCAAGAAGCCUGCUGCGGAAGAGAGGAAGGCCUACCUGGAACCCGAGCACACCAAGGCCAGGAUCACCGACUUCCAAUUCAAGGAGCUGGUGGUGCUGCCCCGCGAGAUUGACCUCAACGAGUGGCUGGCCAGCAACAGUGCGCGAGGGCCUGGGGCCACAACAUUUUUCCACCACAUCAACCUGCAGUAUAGCACCAUCUCAGAGUUCUGCACAGGAGAGACGUGUCAGACAAUGGCCGUGUGCAACACACAGUACUACUGGUAUGAUGAGCGGGGGAAGAAGGUCAAGUGCACGGCCCCGCAGUACGUCGAUUUCGUCAUGAGCUCCGUGCAAAAGCUGGUGACGGACGAGGACGUGUUCCCCACAAAAUACGAGAAUUCCCCAGCUCUUUUGAGUCCCUGGUGAGGAAGAUCUGCAGACACCUUUUCCACGUGCUGGCGCACAUCUACUGGGCCCACUUCAAGGAGACGCUGGCCCUGGAGCUGCACGGACACUUGAACACACUGUAUGUCCACUUCAUCCUCUUUGCCCGGGAGUUCAACCUGCUGGACCCCAAAGAGACCGCCAUCAUGGACGACCUCACCGAGGUGCUGUGCAGUGGGGCUGGUGGGGUCCACAGUGGGGGCAGCGGGGACGGGGCCGGCAGCGGGGGCCCAGGAGCACAGAACCACGUGAAGGAGAGAUGAGCCCCACGGCCAGACAGGGGCGCACGUGUGCAAAGAGACGGUGGUGUGUGUCCUCUCCGUGCACCUGCGCGUGCACACAUGCUGGGCACACGUGCGGCGAGUCUGAGAGGGCCCCGGCUGCACUGGUGUGGGCUGCAGACGCAGGUGGCCCGGCCAUGUCCUGUGGCUCCUGUCGGAUGGACGCGGGCCGUUUGUAGAGAAGAGCCUGGGCCCGUUUGCUCGUUCCGCAGACACGUGGGGCUGAUGCUUUGAGUUUCUUCUGUGGGGUUUUCCUUUCUCUGGUCUCCGUGCAGCCCCUGCCCUCCCCGGGGUGCUGGUGGCCUCAAAGGAGGAACUCUUGGGGGGGGGCGCCCCCCAGGAGGGCGUGAUUUGCAGACUGGGGUCUCUGCUCUGCUUUGGGGGUGGGGCUUGCUUUCAAGAGACCCCCUCCCUGCUUGCCCCUUCCUCUCCCGGCCUUGCCAGGGUCUUGGCUGUUAGCAGCUCAGAGGUGGGCGAGGCCUGGAGUGUGGGGUGCCCUGCACCUGCUCCUGUUGCCCCUUCCUGCUGCCUUCUCUGUGCCCAAGGAGUGCCCAUGGUGCAGUCCUCAGGCAGGGCCAGGACGGGGCUGAGGUCCUGCGUGGAGAUGCUACACCAGCAGAAGGCCGAGACCCGCUUACCUUAGUUCAUCUGUUCACUCUUAAUAAAAAGAAUUCUCUCAGGUCA
Molecule: messenger RNA, 7838 nt
Organism: Callithrix jacchus (white-tufted-ear marmoset)
Lineage: Eukaryota; Metazoa; Chordata; Mammalia; Primates; Cebidae
Gene: MOB2
Product: MOB kinase activator 2
Source: RefSeq, a predicted model, not a curated record